CAGAGAUCCCUGAUCACUAGCAGUGAGAGUACACAGCAUAUCCGUCUUAUAGCAACUCCUGCCUGACACUUGGGUGCUACCGAGCCCAGAUAGUCGCGUAAAUAGCGGAGCGGUAUCUGAGGGUGUCAGUACCUUGGAUUAAAAGAUGAAGUCUGCCAAGAACAUUGGAACUCAAGAAAGACUCAAGAAAGAUUAAAGUUAAUUAUUCAUUAAAUAUUGAAUCUUGAACCCCCCCACCAAAAAUAAAAAAAAAGGUCUGAAUAAUCAAAAUGGCAACAGCUUCACCUUCAGGCGGUGGGCAUGCUGGCCAGUCUGGACUUUCAGGGAUGAAUAAUCAAUAUAAUCCCGGAUCUCUAGCUGUUGCUGUGUGGGAAUGGCAAGAUGAACAUUCAACAUGGAGACCUUAUAGUAGUAUGGUGAGCAGCUAUAUAGAACAAUCUUUGGCAUCUCAUCAGCAGCAAAAGGGCCCUCGUGUUCUGGGAAAUAGUAACAGCAUAUCUCUUGGAACGAUCGAUCCUAAAUUAGCUCCAUAUAUAAUUGAUAUAGCAACCCUUACACAAUUUCGUCAAGAUACAGGAACAAUGAGGUUUGUCAGGAAGAAUCUCUAUCCAUUGGAUUCUGCACCCGCCAAAGGAAUUUGUUGGGAGUGGAAGACAGAUGAAGGAUCCUGGGCUGCUUAUGAAAUGCAAGUUGGCAUAUUCUUGGAGGAAAAUUUCUCAAAUGGAAACCCACUGGUUGAUCUUGGCAUAUUUGGACUACAUUACCAGGUUGACUUUGUCUCUCUUACUCAGAUGAAUAAAAUGACAGGUUUCCGAAGGCAAGUUCAGAGACGAUUGGAUACAUCUUAUCCGUUAACUUCAAAGAUUGGACCACUUCACAAAUCAUCUGCGUGUGCAUGUCACCAGUGCCUAGCAAGCAGUGGUACAAGACCUAUUUCUGGUCGUUAUCGACACUCCAUGAUAAACCUACCAACUUCCUCAAACCAUCAAAAUUCUAGUCGGACGUCACUUAUAUCUACCAACAAUGUUGGGUAUUUACCCUAUGCCAAACCUUCCAUGGCAAGUGCAAAGUCAACACCAAAACUUAAUAGCACAUGGAUACCAUCCUCUACAUCUGUUCCCUUUGCUGGGCCAUCAUCUGCCAAUGGAAUAAACAUACCAUCUUUGCCAGUCCAGGUGCAAACACACAGCACAAUGAAACAAGCUCUUGCAGGCAUGACGGCUUUUCUGAUGUCUGCGGCUGGCCUCCCUGUGCGUCCAACUACUGUACCUUCACUCUCCAACCCAACCACGACCAGUAAACCUGAUAAAAAUCAAAGCUCAGUUAGGAGAUUGAGGAAAAUGCCAAAGAAAGCAGCAACUACUGAUCCUGAACAAGUUGUGAAGAGCUACCUUGAGAACUUGGACAAGCCCCCUGAAGAAGACUGUAUUAUCUGCAUGGAAACGUUGACUGCAGCGUCAGGAUAUACCGAUUCCUCAGAAAGCAAGAAGAUCAAACCUACUGCAGUGGGCAAGCUUAAGAAGUGUGGUCAUGCUUUCCAUCAGCUCUGCAUGUUGGCUAUGUAUAACAACGGAAACAAGGAUGGCAGUUUGCAAUGCCCUGCUUGUAAAACAAUCUACGGAGAGAAGACAGGAACACAACCUAAAGGAAAAAUGGAGAUUUUCUUAAUCAAUCAGUCUCUGCCUGGCCAUCAUGACUGUGGUACUAUUCACAUUGUAUACAGCAUCUAUUCAGGAAUGCAGGGUCCUGAACACCCAAACCCAGGGAAACCAUAUACAGCUAGAGGCUUUCCACGUCACUGUUAUCUUCCAGACAGUGAGAAAGGAAAAAUGGUACUAGAUCUGCUGAAGCUGGCCUGGUCAAGACGCUUGAUUUUCACUAUUGGUGUGUCCAAUACAACAGGUGAAACUGAUACAGUUGUAUGGAAUGAAAUCCAUCACAAGACUGAAAUGAACUCUAACAUAAGCGGACACGGCUAUCCGGAUCCAAAUUACCUGGACAAUGUCAUUGCAGAGCUUUCUGCCCAAGGGGUCUCACAAGACUGCUUAAACAAGUAAAAGACUAUGCAAAUGACUGUCCUACUAUGUUUGGAGGGCAUCGCAUUCAUUAAAACAAUGCCUUAAAGUUUUUACUUUAUUUUGCUAUUUUUUUGUAAAGCAAUAUAUGUCUUAAUGAGAGAUUAUGAAGAAAAAAAGAUAAUGCUGGGGAAACCUGUCUUGAUUUCUUCAAGACUGAUAUGCUGGUUUGUACUAGCACCCCUGCAGGACAGGGACUAGUUUGUAUCAGUGCUCCAUCUUGUUCAUCCCUGAUCAUGUAUACAGAGUAUUGCAUUCCCUUGACAAGUAAAAAUAUAACUGAUCAGAGAUGCCUGGCACAUCCUCAAAAUGGCAUGUGAGUAGAAUUCUUCUUUAAUGUUUUAUGAUCAUGUUUCUCCUUGUAGGUACGCUAAUGGCACUUAACAGAAAUUAUGAAAAUAUUUACUAUGUCUCAUGUUAAGCAAGAUAAUAUUUUUACACCAUGUAGAGGCUCCUUUGUUCAUAUAAAAUGAGGUAUUUAGAUGUCUCCUUUUUUUUUUUUUUCCCUUUCUUCAAACUGAUAUAAUGCGUACAGGAAAGUUUAAUGAAUAUAUGUAAAUUACUCCUAUGGAUGGAAAUAAAUACAACCUGACAAAGUCCUUCAAAAAUGAAAUUUAAACCCCCUUUACCUUCUUCAAAUUCAUAAUUGAAUUGUGUUUUUUAAAGUAUGGCUUUCAGUAUAUAUUACAUAACUUUCAUUCAUAUAUAUUGAUUGAAUAUAACUUUUUUUGUGUUCAAAUGGCACUUACAUAAUGCUGUAAUUGUUUUGAAUACAUGUAUUUAUAACUAAGGUGGUGCCUUUAGCAAUAAAACAACCUUUUUAUUGGCUUCUUAUUAAUGGGAAAAUGUAUAGGUCACACAGAGCACUCUUUAAACAUGUUAAGCAACUUAUGUAUGAAAAAGGGGUUGAGGCUGCUUAUUUUAAAUUUGAAACAUAUUUAAAGUGCAUGUGCAGUAUGGUCCAUGCACUAGAAGCUCUUUUGGUGCCCAGUGACACACCCUACAAUCAUAAGUACAUUUUUGUCCCUCAGUAUGGGCACUGUAAUACAUUUUAAAACAUACUUUUUUCUAGCCGUUGCUUCUGGGAAAUACCACUCCUUACCACUAGGAGUAGGAAAAGAUUCCCAAAACUCCAAGAGCCCUUUAAAACCCCUCCCACCUUACUGGAAACCAGUCUUAUCUUUGCUUCUGCAGGAGGAAGGUGAAGAAUGAAGGUGCUCCAGAUGUUAUUCAGGGAAGAGGGGUCGUCAGACCAAUUUGAGGCCCAGUUUCCCCUCAGAGAGCUGUUUGACAGAGGGAAGCUUUUGCAGUAUGGUUUAGUGGCAUAAUUACACCCAGUGGGAAUUUAGUCACAGUCCUGCCAAAGGUGUUCCUGGAACCUGACCUAGCAUCCUCCUGUUGGAUUGUCAUUAUUCUCUAUAUACAUAGAUCCUCUGCUGUCACGUGUACAGCACUGGAUGGAUGUCUACUGAAAGCAUUAUAUUCCUGCAAGUGGUAAGUCCAGUAGUGUGGGUGCCUACUAGGUAAGUAUGGGGUUUGUUAUUGUAGGCACUCCCUUAGCUUAUAGGCUAUUAGUAGGUACACUCUGUUACAUCAGGGUAAGGCCAGUGGAGUGGGCAUGUGCUGGGCAAGUUCCUGCAAUCCUCACACAGCUGCAUGCUAUCAGUAGGUACAUGAGUCUAUGUAUAUCUUAGCCGGUUUUCAGCAGCAUGGUUCACAGAUAAAAUGCCUCCGGAUAAACUCUGUAAACAUUUUUCCUAUUAUAGGGUGCUUUACACAGGGGAAUUUGGCACAUACCUUAACGGGACAUUAAACUCCAAAAUUUUCUUUCAUUAUUCAGAUAGAGAAUACAAUUUUGCUUUGUUCUAAUGGUAUUCUUUGUUAAAGGGAUACCUAGGUAGGUAGCAUGCACAUGCUUGAAGCACUGCAUGACAGGAAAUAGUGCUUCUGCUAAUGUAUAACAUUAUUGUAAAACUUCUGCCAUAUAGAGCUGCAGACACAUGCACGCGUUUAUUUUACUGCUUUUCAACAAAGGAUAACAGAAAAUUAAGAAAAUUUGAUAACAAAAGAAAAUUGGCAAGUUGUUUAAAAUUGUUUGCUCUAUCUGAAUCAUGAAAGAAAAAAAUGGGUUUUAUGUCCCUUUAAGUCCUAACAUUAGUGGUUCAGGGCAUAGGGGAGUUAAUGCACUUUUGCUGAUAUUCAGUAUGGUAAUGUCUGGCACUUUCAAAGAAAUAGCAAUGGUGCUUUAUUCUUUAGGUCCUAACAUUGGCUGUCAAUGCACAGGGAGUUAAUGCACUUCUUAAUAAUCAGUAUGGUUAUGUGUACUUUUGUUUAUUCAUUUAUGGAUUGUUUAACAAAUGUUGUUAAUGUGGCUAAUUUAUGUUCAACCUCUUGAUAUUGGUCGGCAGCCGACUCUCUUUGCGCUCUUCUCUCUGUUACUAGGGGAGUGCUAAGGAGGUGCUGGAGACUUUGUCCUGAAGGGACGUAUUAAAGAAUUUCACAAGGUUAUUUUUACGCCAGAGAGGAGAAUGUUAACAAAAAUUCUCACCACUCCGGUUUUGGCCCACUCACCGCUCCCUCCGCCAUGUAGUGUUUUUGUGGCUGCCAUUCAUCAGCCCAUUUUCCAGCGUGCAUCAGAUUUCGAUCUGUGGUAUCCGGAGGGGGUGAGAAUAUUUUUCAGGGAGCACAGGGGGUUAUUCCUAGGAAUUAAACCCUAAGAAAAUUGGGCACUUGUUUUUUUACCCUUGUUAUUCUCAAAAGGGGGUGUAUAUUAUCAGUGUGGUUUGUUAAAAUUUUAGUGCAUUGCUGUGCAGCCAUUUUUCCGUACAGAACUUUUUACUUUGAUUAAUGUACUGUGCGGUAAUCAUGCAGCUGUGCAUAUUGUUUUAUGUGUAUAAAGUUUAGUGCUUCUCCUUGCUGAUAUCGGUUUGCAGAGCUAUUUACUUAAAGGGAUAGUAAACACCAAAAAUGUUAUUGUUUAAAAAGAUAGAUAAUCCCUUUAUUUACCAUUUCCCAGUUUUGCAUAACCAACAAAGUUUUAUUAAUAUAUUUUUACCUCUGUGAUUACCUUGUAUCUCUGCAGACUGCCUCCUUAUCUCAUAUCUUUUGACAGACUUGCAAUUCAGGCAGUUAGUGCUGACUCUAAAAUAACUCCACAUGCAUAAACACAAUGUUAUAUUUAUUAAACUCAUUAACUAAUGCCCUCUAGCUGUGAAAAACUAAAAUGCAUUCAGAUAAGAGGUGGCCUUCAAGAGCUUAGACAUUAGCAUAUGAGCUUACCUAGGUUUAGCUUUCAACUAAGAAUACUAAGAGAAUAAAGCAAAUUUGAUGAUAAAAGUCAAUUAGAAAGUUUUUUUUUAAAAUGACAUGCCCUAUCUGAAUCAUGAAAGUUUAAUUUGGACUUUACUAUCCCUUUAAAAUCAAUCUAAAUUAUUUUAUCUGUAUACAGUAAUGUAGUGAUGCUAAUGCUGCUGCAGUUUAGCUUUACAGAAAAUUUAGUGCAUUGUUGUGCUGCCAAUUUUGUACAGAUUGUUAUUUUACUGUAACAGUGAUGAUGCUUCUGUAUAUUACUGUAUGCAAUGUGCCAGUGCUUUCUCUUGUUGCUGGUGGUGGUCUGUUGACAUAGUGUCACAGUCAAGACUUUUAAAAUUACCUUAGGGAAACUAACUUGAUUGGUACUGAUCUGGAGUUUUCCAUUUCCUAUGUCAAGAGUGGCAGAGAGUGCUUUACCCAGGAUAAAGGAUCUAGAGAUAUCAGUUAAUCUGGCAUUCCGUUUCAUUCCAUUUGUCAUUGCUAGAAUCUGUAAUUUUCAUCUCUUCAGACAUCAAAUUCCCUUGAAUCAUCAUAGAAUGCAUUCUAGAUUGGAAUAAAUUCAGGUUAAACAACUAGUCUACUUCUAAUGCAAAUCUGCAGGAAGGUGCGAUUCCUCGUUCCAGAUUCUUUGCUGAUUGGGGACAGACUCAGCCUUUCAGAAGACUUAGUAUCUGUCUGUUUGGGAAUCCUGGAUACUGGAAAUAUUUUCUCAGAGGCAUAGAUUGGCUUUUGCUUGGGGUGAGCGGCCUUCCUUCAGUGGUGGGGGAUCUGAACGUCAUGAGAGUAUUUGUUCUGUAUCUGGCUUAGAACAAUGGUGAGUUUUCUAUUUGAGUCUGUUCUUUCAUGGUGAGAAGGAUAAAAUGUUCAAUCGUAUUCUAUUUUUGCAACCCAUGACAGACUGCUAAGGUUUCUCAAGAAGACUAUAAGUCUAUUCUCCUUUUGAUCAUCCAGGAUCAGUUUGGAACAUCAAAAGACUUUAUAGGAUGCUUCCUGCAAAUCCCUUUUCUUCAUUAUGACUUAUUGGUCAAGCAUUAUCAGCCUCAAUCUCAGAAUGUUUUUGAAUUUUUUUUGUACGCUCUCCUGUCCGUCGUCAAUUCAGUGAGUAACAGUAGCUCCUUCUUUUCUCCUUUAACGUCUGUUCCUAUAGAGGAACUACUCUGUUGGAGACCACACCUCCUUAUCUAUCUAGGCCCUUUUUAUUUUUUGCAACAUAUUAAAAAAUAUAUAGUACAAAACACGAACAAAAACGUCUGACGUGUUUCGCGCCCCCUAGUGGUCCUUACUCAUAGACUUCAGGUGAUACACCUGAUACCCUCUUAAAUAGUGGCACCAGGAAAUAAACACAUUAACUCUUAAAUGUCUCAGAAUUACUAAUAUCAACAUAAGACAAUUGAAAACAAAACAUUGUGUAGAAUUAUAUAGUCCAAUUCAUAUGGUGCAGAGUUGCAAAGAAAGAAAAGACUAACAUAAAUAUAUUCAAUUAUAUGUGUAUAAUACAUCAAGGUGAUUCUGAACAUUUGAUACUGCAGUAAUUGAUGGAAUAAGGACUAACUUGUGUAAAUACACAACCCUGUGCUGUGCAGUAAAAGAAAAACACAGAUUAGGGUAGAAAUGAGCAUAUCAUAAAUUUAUCAACAUAUUAUCAGAGUUCAAUCAAACAAAUUCAUACCUAAUGGAUACCACAUUUUAUCCACUAGUUUCAUCAUUGAAUGAUUUAUAGUUACAGACUUUGCUCUGAGAUUACAUUUUAUGUUUCUGGAUUUCAUCAAAUGAAGGAUUAAAAACUUAAAGGGAUAUAUUUUUCUUUUUUAAUAUUUUGAAAUAAAUAUUUUCUUUUAAUUCACUGCUGUGCUGCUGGAUAUUGUUCUACCACGUUUUGUCUGCAGUUGGUUCUCUGCUUUGAACCGUCAUUGCACCCUGCCUAUGUGCUAUUUUUCCUUUGCUGCCGUAGUUUUUUGUGGCCCCUGACAUCAUUAGUGUGAACCCAGGAUCGUGUGCUGCUGGUGAGUUCGGAGCAGCCAUUUGCUACUUUUCUUUUUAUUUAUUUUUUGUCUGUUUUCUUUGGUGGAUAGGCCACAUUACAGUUGGGGACGAUUUUCCUCUUAUUUGUCAGGAGAAGUACUUUCCAUGGAUGCCAACCUUUUGUGAGUUAGGUCCUUCACUAGGAGAGGUAACCUAUAAUACACACACAGUAUAUAUAUGUGUGUGUGUGUAUAUAUAUAUAUAUAUAUAUAUAUAUAUAUAUAUAUAUAUAUAUAUAUAUAUAUAUAUAUAGAGAGAGAGACAGACACAGAGACUUUAUCGUCAUGGUUCUUCAGGCUUGGUCUACAUGGAUCAUCGAGGUGGCUAUUGCAGUGUUCUAACAAUGAAAGAGGUUUCUCACAUACUGAAUGGGCAGCGGUUCAUCUUUGUGCCGUCACAGCAUUUUACAUUCCCGGGUCAACAAGUGGAAGUGGAUUUUAUGAGUCAAUCAGGAAAGGUAAUCAGCAAUUUUAUUUGCUUCUGCUUGGUUCCGUGGGAUUCGGAAUACUGAUCUUGUUCUGAUGUUCAGUUUUUUGGAGUUGUCUCAGCAUUUAGAUCUGUGUCCUAAGUAACUUGGAGAUGAAAAUCACGUUAUUGCCCAACGGUGGUCUCUCUGACUUUGUAGUGGAUGUUUUGGUUCAGACUUACAAGCAUAUCACUAGAAAGAUUUUCCACACAGGUAAUCUUUCUUGGGUUAAACUCAGGGCUUUACAGGGCAUUCUGUUCGCAUUCCCUGAAUCUUAAAAUUCUUGAGGAUGGUUUAAACAAGGGUCUAUUAGCCUGCACUCUAAAGGUUUCCUUUUCAGUCCCUUUAAUUUUAAUAUAGAGGAAGCUUGCACGUUUUCUAGAUAUUUGGAUACUGGUUCAGGCUUUGGUUAGAUCCAAACUGGUAUCAUGCCCUUUCUUUUCUAAAUGGAAUUUGCUCUUGGUUUCAAUAGGUUUUGCAACCUCAUUCAUUUGAAUCUAGGUCCUGAUUCGAUAUCUUUGUCAGAGGGCUUAUUGCUCACUCUGAAGGUAGACUGGGCAUUACAAUAUUUGUCUAUUGGCUAUUAUGACUUUCAGCUGUCUUAAAGUUUAUUUGUUUUGUUUUCAAGUUAACGCAAGGUCGAAAGGAGAUUUAAUUUCUGUAGCUUUAUGGUUGAAGCGUCUAUUUUUCUGAGAUAAUGUGGAGGCAUGUAAGUUGCCAUAUUUAUGUAUUACAGAGCCUUUGACUCAUUCUUGGCGACUUAUUGGGUUUCAAGAAGUGGGCAUCAGUAAAUUAUAUUUGCGGAGGUAUUUCAUAGUCAUCUUUGAAAGUAGUUCAAUAGGUGCCUGCCUUUUUUUUUGUCCCACCUGUUUUUUAGUGGACUCCACAGCUUGAGUAUUAUUUCCCAAGAGUAAAGAUUUUCAUGGACUCUUUCUUGGUGGCGAGAGUCCACAAACCCACCCUUGUUUGUGUAUGGCAGCAGUUGUAGUUUGCACUUCUUUAGCCUACUAUCCUUCUUCUUCCUCCUAUUCUUGGCUAUACGAAAUACUGUGAUGGAACAGGAAGUAGGAGGGAUAUUUAAACUUUUAUUGUAGGGUAUCUUUGCCUCCUCCUGUUGGCCAGGGGAUGAAUUUCCAACAGUAAGGAUUUUUGUGGACUCCAAGAAAGAAAGGAAUUUAUCAGGUAAGCAUAAAUUGUUUUUAAGCACGUUAGUGUUUUACGCUUGUCGGCUUAUUAUUUAUUUAUCUAGUGCUCUGUGUUUUAGACCUUUUCACAUUUCCUUAGUGUGAUACUGACUUGCGCAUGUUGGCUUUUUAGCGUGCUUUGUUUUUUUUUGGUUUUUUUUGUUUUGUUUUUUCAGACAGACAAUGUCACAGCAGUGGCUUACAUCAAUCAUCAAGGGAGAACUCUUAUUCCCCUGGUGAUAAGGGAGGUGUCUUGAAUUCUUACUUAGGCAGAGAACAAUUUUUGUUCAAUCUCUGGGAUUCAUAAUCCAGGGGUGAGCAAUUUGGACUUCCAGAAUUAAAUCUGAUGGUUUCUCAAGCAUCUCAGAUACUUUGCGAGGUCCAGGUAUACUCAGGCGGAGUUCGUGGAUGCUCUAGUAGCUCUUUGGUUGUUUUGUCUGGCUUAAAAUUUUCCUCCUCUUCUUCUUUUGGCAAGAGGGAAAGCCAGGAUCAAACAGGAAGUUUCCUCAGUAAUUCUGAUUGCUCUAGCUUGACCUCGCAGAACUUGGUUUGCAGAUCUAGUUGAGAAAUCUAUUUGUCCUCCAUGGCCUCUUCCUCUGCACCACAAUCUUCUGUUUCAAGGUCUGUUUUUUCUUCAGGACCUCACAUUUCUAAACUUGAUGGCUUGGAGAUUGAACGCUUAGUUCUUAGAGAGGUUUUUCUGAUACUGUCAUUGAGACUUUGAUUCAGGCUUGUAAACCAAGGGGUUGGGAGGCUUUUGUUUCUUGAUGUGUAGAACAUGAUUUUAGCUGGCACUCUUUUAGAAUUCCUAGAGUUCUUCAAUUUCUUCGAAAUGGUUUGGAUAAAGGACCAGGUCUUGGUUCUUUCAGUCUUAUUUUACAAGAAAAUUGCUAAAUUUCCUGAAAUCCACAGUUUUUUUAUUCAACAUUUAGUUAAGAUUAAUCCAGUGAUGAAACCAAUUUCUUCUUCUUCGAAACUUAAUUUGGUUCUAAGAGUUUUGCAGGUUUAUUUGAACCUACGUAUAAUUUGAUAUUCAGCUUUUGUCCUGGAAGGUUUUGUUUCUUUUGGUCAUUUCUUCUGCUAGUUUCUGAAUUCUCUGUUCUUUCCUGUGAGCCUCCUUAUCUUGUUUUUCAUCAGGAUAAAGAAGUUUUUAGAACUAUGUUCCCUCUUUUUGUCGUAAUCCCAAAAAUUUUAAGGAUAGGCUUCUCAAUAACUUGGAUGUUGUCAGAACUUUGAAGUUUUAUUUGCAGGCUACUUUUUUUGCAAUCCUCUAGUUUGUUCAUUUUUCCUUUUCCAGGAAGGGUCAGAAGGCUUUAGCUGUUUUGUUAGCCUCUUGGUUAAAGCUUUUCACUCACAAGGCUUAAAGGACCACUCAAAGUAGAAUUACAUAAUUAACAAGUACAUGAUAAAAAGACAAUGCAAUAGCACUUACUCUGAAUUUCAAAUAAGCAGUAGAUUUUUUUCAGACAAAUUUAUCUUUUCUCCUAUUUUCCGGCCCCCUAUAUCAUGUGACAGACAUCAGCUAAUCACAGACUAGUAUACAUAUACCCUGUGAGCUUGUGCAUAUGCUCAGUAGGAGCUUGCUCCCCAGAAAGUGUGAAUAUAAAAAGAAUGUGUAAAAGUUGAUAAUGGAAGUAAAGUGGAAAUUGUCUUAAAACUGCAUGCUCUAUCUGAAUCAUAAAUGUUUAUUUUGACUUGAGUGUCCCUUUAAAGGUAUUACUGCCCAUUCUACUGGGUCAGUGGCUACUUCCUGAGCUUUUAAGAAUGAGGCAUCUGUUGCUUAACUUUGCAAGUUUGCUACUUCCUUUGAUACAUUUUCUAAACUCUACGAUUUUGAUGCUUGUGCUUCUUCUGAGGCAGCAUUUGGUGGGAAAUUACCCCAGGCAGCUGUUUCUAGGCAUUAACUAUUUUUGUAUAUAUAUUUUUGCAGCAUAAACAAAAAAAAAAGAAAACUCUUAAAAUAAACAUUGAGUAAUCAUUAGUCCAGGCCUCAUUACUCAUGGACGCCACAGCUUGGGUGAAAGUUCCCAGGAGUAAUGGCUUGUGGACUCUCACCACCUUUAUAAAAGAAAAUAUAAUUUAUACUUACCUGAUAAAUUUAUGUAUUUCAUGGUUAUGAGAGUCCACAAGACCCUGCCCAUUUUUUCAUAAAUUUUUGAAUAUUUUUUAUUGUUUUUUUUAUUUAAUUUUUGGAGGCAGUUAAAGUGUGAACAUUCUUUUUUGUUCCUGCUCCUUUGUUUGCUCUUAUCCUUUCCUAUCUUUCUUUUUCUCCAUGCCUGGUUAUACGUCAGACUAGUUUCCUCUACGGUGUGAGGGUUUUUAAAGGGCUUUUGGAGUUUUGGGGAUCUUUGUCCGUUCCUAGUGGUAAGGAGAGUUAUUUCCCAGGAAUAAUGGCUCGUGGAUUCUCACCACCUGAAAGAAAUUUAAUUUAUCAGGUAAGCAUAAAUUAUAUUUUUUUUAUAUAACAUAAAUAUUUGAAUGAACCAUUUAAAUUGAACAUCUUGCUUACUGAAUUAUGACUUUAUGUUAAUGUUAGCAAAUAAUGGAGUGUAGAACAUGGGGAAAAGGUAAGCUAAUUUUUAUUUAUAGAUUGUUAAAAAGACACUUUUGUAUUUUAACCACUUAUAUUUGUUUUAGAAGAGAAUCAGACUAUAUUUUGCCAUUUUAUGUUGAAUACAGAGCUGUUCUAAACGUCAAAGAAAAUAACUUGACAACUAGGAAAUGUCUGGGGUCUAUUCUGUUUUAAAAUAUAUUUCUGUAUUUCUUACUGCUUUGCAAGUUAAUGCCUAGGCAGUGGAUAAUAAUGGCCUGAAAUAGGUCUUUUGUUCACAAAAGCUCAUAUUUCUAAGUGUCUUAUUUGAAUGUCAUUAUAAAAUAAAAUUCUAAUAAUAAAAUACCUCAUCAUAAAUACUA
Messenger RNA from Bombina bombina (fire-bellied toad), 11972 nucleotides. RefSeq names its product deltex E3 ubiquitin ligase 2 (gene DTX2). Gene Ontology annotation, cellular component: nucleoplasm. Bases 270 to 2057 code for a protein of 595 amino acids. Gene Ontology annotation, molecular function: zinc ion binding; ubiquitin protein ligase activity. The transcript has 10 exons. The record is from RefSeq and is a predicted model, not a curated record. Gene Ontology annotation, biological process: protein ubiquitination; Notch signaling pathway. Lineage: Eukaryota; Metazoa; Chordata; Amphibia; Anura; Bombinatoridae.